AUGAAAAUGGAAGAGUCACUCUAUAACGUAGGUUAUCCUGCAUAUGGCGCUCGAUUUAUUAGGAAUGAUGUAUUGCUAGUAGCUGGAGGUGGUGGCGAGGGAAAUAAUGGUAUCCCUAAUAAACUCACGGCGCUGCAGGUGAACUUCAACAAGCGAAAGGUGAUAAAGAGGUUCAGAGAGCUCACGUUGGACCCGAACGACGAUUCUCCGACAACUCUAGAUGCUUCUAAUGAUAUCAUUUUGAUGGGGUGUAAUGAAAACUCAGCGAGAAUCAAAUCCUCUGGAGAGAAUCAUCAUUUAAGGAAAUACGUGUUCGAAAAUGAUCACCUUAAGUUUGUUGCCAGUGUGGAUUUUGAUCGUUCAAAGAGUGUAGAGGAUUAUACUAAACUGACUUACAUGUCCCAAGAUGGCUCAGUAGCCGCAAUUGCAUCCUCGAAAGUCCCAACGAUAAUCAGAAUCUUAAAUCCAGUUGCAUUGACCGAAACCUAUGAAAUUGAAACUGGAAACGAUGUGAAAGAUUUGCAUUUCAGCCCUGAUGGCAAGGUACUUAGUUACAUUACUGCUUCUACUCUGGAAGUCAUAUCUAUUGUCACGGGACGGUUUAUUAUCAGGAAGACAGACUUCGAUAAAAAUUGGGCACUUUCCAAAAUCAGGUUCAUUGGUGAGGAUACUGUCUUAAUUGCUGCCGCUUUAAAGAAAGGUUCAGGAAUAGUGCUCGUCAAAAUUAGCUUGAAGAGUGGAACUACUUCUGUGCUGAAAACGAAAGUUGUUACUACUAAAUUCAAGGGAGUAACAUCGAUGGACGUUGACAGCAAGGGCCAACUUGCCGCCCUAGCCGGUAAUGACAAUUCAAUUGCUAUUAUUCGCUUGAAAAACUUUACUGUGGCAAAAUUUUUUAAACAGGUUCAUUCCUUUGCAGUCACACGAAUUGUCUUCUCUCCUGACAGUAGGAUUUUAGCAAGUGUAUCUGCUGCAAAUACUGUUCAUGUUGUGUCAAUACCUGAAAAUUUGGCAUCUUCUAGUUCAUUCCUGGAAAGAAUUGUGUCCUUUUUCAUCAAUGUCGUUCUUAUUGUUAUAAUUGCUUUGACAGCACAGUUGUCUUACAAAUAUAACCUUCAUUCGAAAUUAUACCACUUUAUUCAUUCGAAAUAUCUGUCAAAAAAUGACACAACUCCUUUUUCCAAAAUCAAUGAAGUUCUACGUCAGACGACUUUAGUGGGUGAUGUUGUAAGCGUGUCUACGUAUACCAAACCACUGGAUACAGCAUCUUCUUCCAUCAUUACAGACCAAAAACUCAUGGCCUCGACUCAGGUGAUGCCGGAGUCGUUUUCAGAAACUACUGUAUAUUUGGACUCCGACGACACAGUUGGAUUAACAAUGAGUCUUUUAUCGAUAAUUCCUCUAGAGCGUUUUUCAGAAACAGCGAGCCCUGAAACCGUAACGAGUAGCUUAACUCUAUCCAGUUCUGCGAUAGUAUCAUCUACCACGCAGCUUACUAGCUCUGAGUUGUCUGCUCCUAUUGUCACAAUGGCCCAAACGUCGUCCGAAUCUUCACCUCUUGAUACAACGACACAGGCAUCAUCCGAAUCGUUCGGAUCUUCUGAAAGGGAUAUAAUAUCCCAUACGUUGUCGAGAUCCUCGAUCGAUGAAAUGAUAGCUAAUAAGCCAUCUGAUUCGAAUUCUAUAACGAUGACCCAUACGUUUGAAUCAUCGAAUUCCCCUGUGACAACGGUGCACUCAUUAACAUCGUCCAUAUCAUUGUCAGGUUUCUCAUCAGAUGAUCAAGUGACUUCACAAGCCGGUUCUUUUGAGGCGGGUUUUGAAGAACGCUCAUCGACUGUAGAAUCAGCUGUGAAUUCAGAAAAGGGCGAAACAGGUUUUACUAGUAUAGCAUCUACCUCGGACGGCGAAUCUGUCGCAACUACAUCUACGACUUCAGAGUUCCACGAGAGUAACUCUUUCGAGUCAUCUUCGCCAAUCCUUACUGAAAUCGUCUCUGCUCUUCAGUCUGAGACCCCAGAUGAAAGUGAGAUUCUUCGCAUCAGUUCUGAUACCGACAACCGGUCCUUAGGUAUGAGCAAUUCUGUGGUUUCGACUUUUGUCGCCACAUCAUCUAAAAAGACUUCAUCGCUAAGCACUCUCAAUGAUCGCGUCUCUGAGACCGAGUAUCUCUCAAGUGGCUCGAUGGAAAGUAAUGUGCUUGAUUUGACUACAAAGAUGAAAGAAGAGCAGGUUAGUAAUUUAGAGAGUAAGUUAUCGCUUUCUGGAUCCAAUUCCACAACUGCAGUUUUAAUUUCAGAUAAUAAUUCGAGCAAUUCACCACAAUCGGAGUCUUCAAACGGAAUAGAAAAGUCAUCAUUAACACUUGAAACAACGGAGAAGAAUCAUUCUAAAACUGAUACAACGUCUGAAGAAACUCCAACCCUCGUUGAUGAAGUCGUUUCCAAUAGUGAGAGCAAUUCGGAGCAAAUUGAACCAAAAUCGAGUUUACAAGCAUCUUUAUCUCCAGCUGUCCUCUCAACCAGCGAUUCUUUGGAGUUCUCAGCAUCGGCGAUGACAUCUGCACCAAUAGCGUCUUCCGAUACGAGUGCCGAUGCCGAACGUACAAUUAUAGACGAGAUUAAUAUCUAUCUCGACUCAACGGUGAGUUCAGAAUUCGCCACGAGUGAGACAGCGGAUCAAAGUUCAACCUCUUCAGUUGACCAGACUAGUUCAUCUUCUGCGAUUGAAGAGAAUCACGCAGAGGAGAAACACUCACACAUUCACAAUCUUGACAGCAAUUUGAGCACCGCAUUAACUACGGAGUGGGAUUCGGCUGUUACGCAUUCCAGUCCAAAGCCUUCCGUAUCUCAGGCCAUUCCAGAAGGCUUUGAUGAACAAUUCACGCCAGAUAUCAAUGAUAACGCCUUGGCUCCAGAAGAAGACAGCGUUUAUAACAAUGAAGAAUCAUUACUUGCAGUUCAUAGUGAGUCUUCUUUAGAAUUGCAUUCAACGCUCACGGAGGAAAUCACGGUUGAAACAACUGCAGAUUUCCAGACUUCAUUUGAAAAGCCAGGUGACGAUAGCAACCUUGAUGAUCCUGCUCAGUUCAUCGAAGAUGAGAUCGAUCACGAUGAGUUAUGA
Lachancea fermentati is the source of this 3123-nucleotide messenger RNA. NCBI's taxonomy places the organism in Eukaryota, Fungi, Ascomycota, Saccharomycetes, Saccharomycetales, Saccharomycetaceae. The record is from the annotation of a GenBank genome assembly.